Messenger RNA from Nicotiana tabacum (common tobacco), 425 nucleotides. RefSeq names its product monothiol glutaredoxin-S1-like. Lineage: Eukaryota; Viridiplantae; Streptophyta; Magnoliopsida; Solanales; Solanaceae. The record is from RefSeq and is a predicted model, not a curated record.
UUCAAGAACCGUAUAUAACUCUUGCUUCUAUUUUCUUCACAACCAUUCAGAAUCUAAAACUCACUGUUGGGCUAAUCAGGAUUUGCAACAAUGGAUACACUGAUGACAUUGGCGUCCGAAAGCCCGGUUGUGAUAUUCAGCAAAGACACUUGUUGCAUUUCUUACAGUAUUGAAAUCCUAAUCAGAGGUUUUGGUGCAAAUCCAACAGUGUACAAGAUUGAUGAACUUCCGAAUGGUAAAAAGGUAGAGAGAGCUUUGCUUGAAAUGGGACGCAAGCCAAGUACACCAACUACAUUCAUUGGAAAGGAACUUGUUGGUGGAUCUAAUGAAGUCAUUAGUCUCAAUAUUAGGGGGAAGUUAAAGGAUUUGCUCAUCAAAGCUAAUGCUAUAUGGAUAUGAAAUACCAACUAUAGGUAUAGAGUCUA